GGAAAACUCCAAAAGAGGUCUCAUACCGAUGAGCCAUGGAGUAUCUCUUUCUGGAAAGAUGUCUCCUAAGACACCUGAGGAAAGAGAGCGUAUGAGUAAGAUUCCUUAUGCUUCAGCAAUAGGAUCUAUCAUGUACGCGAUGUUGUGUACUAGGCCUGAUGUUGCUUAUUCAAUUAGUGUGACGAGCAGAUAUCAGUCCGAUCCAGGUGAAGACCACUGGAAAGCAGUGAAGAACAUCCUUAAGUACUUGCGAAGGACUAAGGAUAUUUUUCUUGUUUUUGGUGGUGAAUCUGAGUUGAAAAUAGAGGGUUAUACCGACUCUAGUUUUCAAUCAGAAAGUGAUGAUAGUAAAUCCAUGUCAGGGUACGUGUUUACUCUAAAUGGUGGUGCGAUUAGUUGGAAGAGUUCCAAACAGUCUACUACAGCUGACUCCACAGCGGAAGCAGAAUAUAUAGCUGCAAGUGAGGCUGCAAAAGAAGCCGUUUGGAUGAGGAAAUUUGUUUCUGAAUUGGGAGUUGUUCCUAGCGUUGAGGAGCCUAUUGUGUUGUAUUGUGAUAACAAUGCAGCAAUAGCACAAGCCAAGGAACCUAGGUCUCAUAAAAAUUCCAAACAUGUUUUGCGACGCUUUCAUUUGAUUAGGGAAAUCAUUGAAAGAGGAGAUGUCAAGAUUGAGAGAGUUGACACACAUAACAACGUAGCAGACCCACUCACAAAGUCAUUAUCUCAGAUUCACUUUGAUCGUCAUAAAGAGAAGAUGGGUAUUAGAUAUCAGGGAGAUUGGCUUUAGUUCAAGUGGGAGAUUGAAAGUGUUUGUCCUAAAUCCAAUCAUGUAUGAUGAGUUAGGAAAUACUUUCUUGUAUUCGUAUUUGAUUUCAUUAAUAUUAAUAAAAGACUUGUUUUGAUUUUAUUAUGGGAUUUAUCUAUUUAAAGUGUUUUAAAUAAGAUGUUCCAUAGUUUGGAGUAAAGCUUCUAGAAUUAUAAUGAGAUUAUAAUAGUGAGAUCUAGAAGAUGAUAACUCUGGACUUAAACAGUUCCUGAUCAUAGGAUAACUAAUCGGAAGUUAGUAAAUCCGCAAAGAUUGGUACAUA
This is a messenger RNA of Daucus carota subsp. sativus, 1088 nucleotides long. Its product is annotated as secreted RxLR effector protein 161-like. The record is from RefSeq and is a predicted model, not a curated record. NCBI's taxonomy places the organism in Eukaryota, Viridiplantae, Streptophyta, Magnoliopsida, Apiales, Apiaceae. The transcript has a single exon. Bases 29 to 787 code for a protein of 252 amino acids. Gene Ontology annotation, molecular function: nucleic acid binding.